CGCAGAGGAGAUUUUCUCACUUUCAAGCAAAGCCAGCCCUUAGAGAGAGAGAGAAAUUGAAUUUCGAAUAACCAUGAUCUCAUCACCAUCGAAUUGGCCUUUUCGUAUACUUCGAUAUCCAAACAAAUUUUAAAGCUAGAAAGGAGAGAGAGAGAGAGAGGAAGACAGAGGAGAGAGAAGGAGCAGAGAGAGAGGAAGACAGAGGAGAGCGAAGGAGCGGAGAGGAGAGAGAAGGCAUUGCAGGUAUUGCAGUGCAUUGGGAGACUAAAAUCCCGAAGCUAGAGCUGAAAUAAUAAAAAAGGAGCCGUACUGAUUCGCUCUCUGACUGAAAAGGAUAGAAGAAAAUUUCGUCAUUUUCAUGUUAUUUGUUUCUGAUUCUCUUUGUUUCCUUCUCCUCAGUCGUCUUCUUCAAACGUAGAGAUGGUUUAAAGGAGUAGAAAUGCAGAACUUCAUAGAAGCCUUGACCAACUCCACAAUAGGUGAUGAAGGUAGCCGUAACCAAUCUCGGUUUUCGGGUCUUGGGGAGCUUGAACAGUCUACUGGAUUCCAUCAUGAAGAUGCCGUUAAUUUAAGCCCAGGCUCGUUUUUCGGUUUGAAGUCGAAUAGCGUCUCUGUUGUUACUAAUUUACAGUUUGGCGGCUUAAACACGAGCGUUAGUUCGUCGGACAUAACUUCUGCGACGGGAGUUGAUACAGGGCAAUACUCGUUCCAGAAGGAAACAAUGCCCGUUGCUGCUUCGUUUGGGAAUGUGCAUUUUGAGAACUGGGGGGACUCUGGAAUGGUUGACAACAGUCAGCAGGCGGAUACGUCUACAGAUGUCGACAUAGAUGAUAAAAACCAGUUUCAAGGUGUUCAGUCAGGAGCACUUAUAUCUGUGGAUUCUGCAGACAGAUCAAAGGCAAAAACUGGAGAUCAGAAGACACUUCGUAGGCUGGCUCAGAAUCGUGAAGCUGCAAGGAAGAGUCGUUUAAGGAAGAAAGUAUAUGUUCAGAAGCUGGAGAAUAGCCGGUUGAAACUCAUUCAACUAGAGCAAGAGCUUCAGCGAGCACGACAACAGGGUAUUUUUAUUGCAAAUGGAUACUCAGGAGACCAAAGCCAUUCAGUGAUUGGAAAUGGGCCUUUAGCGUUUGAUAUGGAAUAUGCAUGGUGGCUUGAUGAGCAUCAAAGGCAUAUCAAUGACUUGAGAGUGGCUGUAAAUUCUCAUGUCGGUGAUAAUGAGCUGUGCCUUCUUGUUGACAAUGUAAUGUCACAUUAUGAUGAAAUAUUCAGGCUAAAAAGUAUAGGUGCAAAGUCUGAUGUAUUCCACAUGCUCUCAGGCACGUGGAAGACACCUGCUGAGAGGUGUUUCAUGUGGUUGGGGGGCUUCCGUUCAUCUGAACUUCUCAAGAUUCUUGGAAACCAUCUCGAACCAUUAACUGAUCAACAGUUAAUGGGUAUAUGUAAUCUGCAGCAUUCCUCACAACAGGCUGAGGAUGCCUUGUUUCAAGGGAUGGAAGCUUUGCAACAAUCUCUUGCAGAUACCCUAUCUUCUGGUGCUCUUGGACCUUCUGGUUCUGGAAAUGUUGCUGAUUACAUGGGUCAGAUGGCACUUGCAAUGGGCAAACUUGGGACACUUGAGAACUUCCUUCACCAGGCUGACCUCUUGCGGCAGCAAACUCUGCAACAAAUGCAUCGCAUAUUGACCACUCAUCAAGCAGCCCGUGCCCUGCUUGUUAUCAGUGAUUAUCUUUCACGGCUGCGGGCACUAAGUUCUUUAUGGCUGGCACGCCCUAGGGACUAAUAGGGACCUCUUUACCCUCUGUCUUGGAUGUAGUAAGGUCAGAGAAGGAAUUAGUUUGAAAUAUGAUGUGUACAAAGAAUGCCUGGAAAAUUUUGAUGCUGUAAUAUUAAACAAAUGUAGCUGGAGCAGCCAAUUUUCAGAUUCUGCAUUGAAAUUUGAAACAGGCUUUAGUCAGGAUUUUUCAGUUUGUAUUGUAGAUUGCUUAACAUAUGAUGUUGUAUCAUACUCCCUUUUCUGAAGCUGCUGGUAUCCAUCAUA
Molecule: messenger RNA, 2038 nt
Organism: Nelumbo nucifera (sacred lotus)
Lineage: Eukaryota; Viridiplantae; Streptophyta; Magnoliopsida; Proteales; Nelumbonaceae
Product: transcription factor HBP-1b(c38)-like
Biological process (GO): regulation of DNA-templated transcription; DNA-templated transcription
Molecular function (GO): sequence-specific DNA binding; DNA-binding transcription factor activity
Source: RefSeq, a predicted model, not a curated record